AACAAACAGGAACCUAUUAUUGAGAGAGAGAGAGAAGAAGUAGACAGAGGAGAGAGUGUGUGUUGUGUUGUGUGUUUUUUAGCAUCUCCAAAUCCAAAGAACCGUUUGUUUCGUCAUUUUUAUCACAAACAAAAAAUUUCCCAUUUUUCUCCUUUUAGAGAGAGAAGAUUACAAGAGAGAGAAGAAAAAAAAUUGUGUUUUUUUUUUUUUUUUGCGGGGUGUUGAAAAUUGCAAUGGUUGAAGUGGAAAUCGAAUUCGAAACAAGGGUAUGAGAAGAAAAAAUUGUAUCUUUUUUUGAUGGGUUUGUUUGAAAUUAUGAUCUUGUGAAAACCCAGAAAGGAAAUCUUCGAUGUGUUGAUAGAUAGAGAGAUUUUGAGGAUUUUUUGUGUGGUCCGUUGAUUGAAAAAUGAGCGGUGGCGAUGAGGUUGUUGUAGCUCCGGAGGAACCAGUGCAACCGUUGGAGUGGAAAUUCUCGCAGGUUUUUGGUGAACGUGCGGCUGGAGAGGAAGUUCAGGAAGUGGACAUAAUAUCUGCUAUUGAAUUCGACAAGUCUGGUGAUCAUCUUGCGACCGGUGAUCGUGGUGGCCGAGUAGUUCUCUUUGAGCGGACAGAUUCAAAAGAUCAGCAUGGAUCAAGAAGUGAUUUGGAGAGGAUGGACUAUUCUGUUAAUAGGCAUCCCGAGUUCCGUUACAAAACCGAGUUUCAGAGUCAUGAGCCUGAGUUUGACUAUCUUAAGAGCUUGGAAAUAGAAGAGAAAAUUAACAAAAUCAAAUGGUGCCAAACAGCUAACGGGGCUGUAUUCCUUCUAUCUACAAACGACAAAACAAUCAAAUUUUGGAAGGUUCAAGAAAAGAAGGUGAAGAAAAUUUCUGACAUGAAUAUUGACUCUUCAAAAGCAACGGGAAAUGGAUCUAUUGCUAGUUCAAGUAAUUCCAGUAGCUCUAAGCCACAUCUUGCAAAUGGAGGACCUUCAGAUAAAUCAUAUAGCUAUCUAAGCAAUGAUUUCUCAUUUCCACCUGGAGGCCUACCUUCGCUAAAAUUACCCUCGGUAGUAGUUAGCCAUGAGACCAGUCUGUUGGCUCGUUGUCGUAGAGUAUAUGCACAUGCUCAUGACUAUCACAUCAAUUCUAUUUCAAAUAACAGCGAUGGAGAAACUUUCAUAUCAGCUGAUGAUUUGCGAAUAAAUCUUUGGAACUUAGAAAUUAGCAGUCAAAGUUUUAAUAUAGUCGAUGUAAAGCCUGCAAAUAUGGAGGAUCUGACUGAGGUUAUAACAUCAGCAGAAUUUCACCCUACACAUUGUAAUACAUUGGCAUAUAGCAGCUCAAAGGGCUCAAUUCGUCUUGUUGACUUGCGGCAGUCAGCUUUAUGCGAUUCUCAUGCCAAAUUAUUUGAGGAACAGGAGGCCCCUGGGUCCAGAUCCUUUUUCACUGAGAUUAUUGCUUCUAUCUCAGAUAUAAAAUUUGCAAAGGAUGGAAGAUAUAUACUUAGUCGCGAUUACAUGACUCUGAAGUUAUGGGACAUAAAUAUGGAUUCUGGCCCAGUUGCAACUUACCGUGUUCACGAGCAUUUAAGGCCAAGGCUAUGUGAUUUAUACGAAAACGAUUCAAUUUUUGAUAAGUUUGAAUGUUGUCUCAGUGGUGAUGGAUCACGUGUUUCAACCGGGUCUUACAGCAAUCUAUUCCGUGUGUUUGGUUGUGCCCCUGGAAGUACUGAGGCUACAACUUUGGAAGCCAGUAAAAAUCCAAUGAGACGACAAGUUCCAACGCCUUCAAGGCCUUCUAGAUCAAUCGGGAACAGCAUCACAAGAGUUGUAAGACGCGGAGCUGAGAACACCGGUGUCGACGCAAAUGGAAAUUCUUUUGAUUUCACAACAAAGUUACUACACUUAGCAUGGCACCCAAGUGAAAACUCAAUUGCUUGUGCUGCUGCAAAUAGCUUAUACAUGUACUAUGCAUGAAGAAAGAUGGUUGAAAGACAUACAUUUGCUUGGUUAACCUGUUUCCGUGGUUGCUAUGAAGAAGUCUUCUUUAGCCUUCUUACCAACCAUUAAGUUGGAGGCUACAUUAACUCACACACUACAAAGUGCCCUUCAAAAUAUUUAGCAGGAGCUCAUAGAAAAAACGAUCCAGAAGUGGCAUAUUUUUUUUCUUUACAAAUUUCAUCCUUCUUCUGACCCUAAUAUUCUUUCCCCUCCUUUUUGUGUAUCUUUUUGUGAAAAGAAGGUCCAGUCAAUGGUUCAUACUGUAUUUGGCUUGCAAAUGAAGAAGAAAAAUGUGAUUGUAGCUCUCCUACAACAGAUAAAGAUAAAAGAUAAAAAAUGUAGUUUAUUUUCUUUCUGCCUUAGAUAAGAUAGAUAUGUCUUGUGGGAUGGAGCAGUGGAAACAAUGCAGUGCAUCAUUUUUUCAUUGAUUAUUUUUGUGUUGGGAAUUUUAUUUUGACAAUGUUUCAAUGUCUAGUGGUUUUGUUAAACAGAUCAAUUUUAUGUAUAAUGUUAAAAGGAAGUAAUAAUUUUAUGUAUAAUGUUAAAGGAAGUAAUAGUUAAAAGAUUAUGAAA
Molecule: messenger RNA, 2554 nt
Organism: Medicago truncatula (barrel medic)
Lineage: Eukaryota; Viridiplantae; Streptophyta; Magnoliopsida; Fabales; Fabaceae
Product: serine/threonine protein phosphatase 2A 55 kDa regulatory subunit B beta isoform
Exons: 14
Coding region: 407-1957 (516 amino acids)
Cellular component (GO): protein phosphatase type 2A complex
Molecular function (GO): protein phosphatase regulator activity; protein binding
Source: RefSeq, a predicted model, not a curated record